GCCGAUUUUAUAUUUACAAAAAAUCCAUCAUGUCCAGAAAAUCAAGUCAAUUUGCGAACAAAUUGGAAGAAAGUUUCAAUUACAGCAAAGUUGUUUUGUUAUUUGUACUGGCUGGAACAUUACGUUUCAACGCCUCUAUCAUCAUGGAAAAGGGUCUCCGAAGGUAUUCUUCUUCUGUCAAAAAAUAUCAAUCCAUAUGAAGGAGAUCUACUUCAUGAAACGCCUCUGUCACUUUGGUUUUAUAAGAUUGCUUUGGACUUAUUAAAAGACAUUAAGUACAUGUUUAUUAUUGCUGAUUUGUGCACAGGAUUGUUUCUGUAUGUAUCAGCUAGAAGGUUUCUGAUUUAUUUGAAAAAAGAACACAAGGAUACCAACAAAUUUGCUAAAGAUAUUGAAUACUGUUUACUUACAGAUGAUGAAUAUCGUAAAAUACCUUUGUAUGUUUUAAUGGCUGUGUUGUUUAACCCAUUUACAUUGAUUGGCUGUAUUGGAUAUUCAACCAUUCAAAUUCACAAUUUUUUCCUCUCAAUAUUUUUAUGUAGUUUGGUUUAUGGAGAGUUAAUAUUAGGACCUGCAGCAUUAGCAAUUUGUACCUCAGUAUCAUUUUAUCCUUUCAUUUUGAUAGUACCAUAUUGUAUUUCUUUUAUUACUGUUCACAAACAUAAAAUCAAAGCAUCUUUGGUUUUGCUGUUUUAUGUUGUAUUUUUAGCUUUGAUCACCAUGUGUAAUUCCAAUUGGGGUACAGAUUAUAGUUUUGUUAAAAAUGUCUAUGGCUGUAUUUUAACUGUUCCAGAUUUGCAGCCGAAUAUUGGUUUGUUUUGGUAUUUUUUUACUGAAAUGUUUGACCACUUUCGUGAUUUAUUUAUAUACUCAUUUCAAAUCAAUGCUACCAUUUUAUACUUAGUUCCCUUAUCUUUAAAAUUCCGUAAUCAACCAUUUUUAUUAGUAGUUUCAUUGUUGUUUUUAAUAUCCAUAUUUAAAUCAUAUCCUUGUGUUAGUGAUUUAGGAUUUGUUUUAAGUGUGUUACCAAACUUUUUGCACUUAUUCCCAUUUUGCCAGCAAGGAUUUUUGGUUGGUGUUAUUUUCUUGAUUACAACAACGUUAGCUCCGAUUCUCUGGUACCUCUGGAUAUAUUGCAAUUCUGCCAAUGCAAAUUUUUACUUUGGAGUUACUUUAGCUUUUGCCAUUGCUCAGAUUUUUUUAAUUACCGAUAUUCUAUUUGCUCAGAUAAAGCGGGAAUUUACACUUAACAAUGGAAAGGAAAGAAAAAUUGAUGGCGACGAAGCCAUUUUGAGUCUGGAAUAGUUAAAAUUUUCAUUUGUGAUAAUUUUUUAAUAUGCAUAAGUUUUGUACCUUUGUUAAUGUAAGUAAUAAAUAAUUUAAUUAGA
Molecule: messenger RNA, 1388 nt
Organism: Cylas formicarius (sweet potato weevil)
Lineage: Eukaryota; Metazoa; Arthropoda; Insecta; Coleoptera; Brentidae
Gene: PIG-U
Product: phosphatidylinositol glycan anchor biosynthesis class U protein
Exons: 2
Coding region: 280-1305 (341 amino acids)
Biological process (GO): attachment of GPI anchor to protein; protein localization to cell surface
Cellular component (GO): GPI-anchor transamidase complex; membrane
Source: RefSeq, a predicted model, not a curated record